UUUUUCAUUUUCAAUGUAUAAAUUCAUUUGAGCAAAUCAAUGGAAAUUUAAAAGAAAAAGGAGAGGAGAGAUCAAAAUUCAAAGGAAAAAGGCACAAAAGAAAGUUCCAGAUCAAGGGAUUAUCAGGAUUUUGGACAGUGCCCUACUGCCCUCCUUUUGUUGUUGUUGCAGAGGAGGCGUAAGAAUAGAGGAACCGCAGGCUUUCGUUUGAUUAAAUUGUAAGCAUUUCCGUUUCUGUCAGUAGUUUUGAGAGUGGAAUUAGAGAGAGAGAGAAAUGGAGAGGAACACUCCUGUUAGGAAGCCACAUACUUCUACAGCAGAUCUGCUCACUUGGUCUGAGACUCCUCCGCCGGACUCAGCCGCCCGCCCCGCCCGCCCUUUCCAGCCGUCGGAUGGGAUAAAAAAAGUGGUAUUUGGAGGUCAAGUGACUGACGAAGAAUUUGAAAGCUUAAACAAACGGAAACCUCCCUCUGGAUACAAAAUGAAGGAGAUGACUGGUAGUGGUAUUUUUGCAGCCAACGGAGAAAAUGACGAGGCCGAAACAGGUAGUGCCAAUCCUGAUUCAAACCCCAAAACAGGACUAAGAAUGUACCAGAAAGCGCUAGCUGGAAUUAGUCACAUUUCGUUUGAUGAGGAAGAGAGUAUCUCCCCAAGAAAGCCAACUACUCUUCCCGAAGUUGCAAAGCAACGUGAGCUGAGUGGAACGUUAGAAAGUGAGGAUUCAAAGUUGAAGCAGCAGGUUUCAGAUGCAAAGUGCAGGGAGCUUAGUGGACACGACAUCUUUGCUCCCCCAUCUGAAAUCUUACCGAGGCCAACAACUGUACGUGCAUUGGCAUUGAAGGACAAUUUUGACAUGGGAGAAUCUCAUACUAGCAAUGCUGCUGGAGGUGGCGUUGAGGAUGCUGUGGUUAAGACAGCUAAGAAAAUUCACAAUCAGAAAUUCGCUGAGCUUUCAGGUAAUGACAUAUUUAAGGGUGAUGUUCCGCCAGGUUCUGCCGAGAAACCACUUAGUACAGCAAAAUUGCGGGAGAUAAGUGGCAGCAACAUAUUUGCAGACGGGAAGCUCGAGUCUCGAGACUACCUUGGUGGUGUACGCAAACCCCCUGGCGGCGAAAGCAGCAUUGCUUUGGUUUAAUAUCUUAGGUCUAACAUGUGAGUUUGCUCUGUUUUCCGGGUGUUUUUCGGUUCUCUCUUCAAUGGAGGUGUGAUUAUAUUAUUUGACCUUUUUCAUUGUGGGGUUUUGGGAAUUAUGUUUUAGGAUUUAACAUGUCAAAUGAGCUAUGGACCAUUGCUAAUUGCAUGGUUAGUCCAUGGCCUUGUGUUUUAUCAAUUCCGUAUUAGUGAAGGUCUUUGGCUGUUUCAGAUUUAAUUUUAUUGCUUAUUUUGGUACAUUGAUUGUAAUUGUUCGGUUAGUGUGAGUUCUUAAUUGACCUCCUU
Messenger RNA from Hibiscus syriacus, 1437 nucleotides. RefSeq lists its product as uncharacterized. The transcript is spliced from 6 exons. Lineage: Eukaryota; Viridiplantae; Streptophyta; Magnoliopsida; Malvales; Malvaceae. Bases 275 to 1135 code for a protein of 286 amino acids. The record is from RefSeq and is a predicted model, not a curated record.